AUGCCAGUCCCAUCGUCAACCCACACGUCACCAUCAGCAUCAGCUUCAUCACCAAAGUCACACCAUCACCCUUCACUACCGACAGAAGAUGGGCAACAGUGUUCCAAUUGUGGAACGACAAAGACUCCACUUUGGCGACGAGCACCCGAUGGCACGUUGAUAUGUAAUGCCUGUGGACUUUACCUUCGGUCAAAUCACACUCAUCGUCCGGUCAAUCUUAAACGACCACCAAACACAAUCACUAUAUCGAAAGAAGACGAAGGAUCGUGUAAAGGAGAUGGAAGAUGUAAUGGAACUGGUGGAUCAGCUGCCUGUCGUGGAUGCCCAGCUUUUAACAAUCGAAUUGUGGCGAAAAAGACGUUGGAAAAAUCACCCACAAAUGAAGACUCUAAGAUUAAAGCCGAUAUUUCCGUAAGCGCAGGAGAAGGAGCCAAGCAGAUUCAUGCAAUGACUAAGUUGCUGAGUAAUGAUGGUAAGACGGCGGAAGUUAAAGGAACUCACACAGGAGCAGCAGCUGAUGCUGCUGCGCCACCACUGCCAACAGCAGCAGUAGCAGCAUCUACCGAUGAGAAUUCACUAGCAAUCGCAUGCUUUAACUGUGAUACUACGAUAACACCGUUAUGGAGAAGAGACGAUGCUGGUAAUACUAUUUGCAAUGCUUGUGGAUUAUUCUAUAGGUUGCAUGGAUCACAUCGUCCUAUAAAGAUGAAGAGAUCAACAAUUAAAAGGAGAAAAAGAAAUGUAUCCGACCACAAGUCAAAAGAUGAAUCAAAAGACGCGAAAUUGUCAGUAUCAUCACCAGGAAGAGCUUCCACUGAAUCACCAGCGCUAGCAUCUACAACGACACCAGCACCAACUGAAUCCACAUCUUCAUUGCUACAGCAAAGACGGACUUCACCGCCACUACAAGCAUCAAAUACUGUGUCACCGCCACCGUCAUUACCAUCAUUUGUCCAUAGGCCGGUGUCACCAACCUAUAAUAGGCUACCACCGUUUUCUUACUCAAUCCCAUUCCAACGGGCAUCUCAAUUGGGACAAACAAGUCAAGGUUCAACACCACCACCAGGUGCAUCUCAGCAACAGCCGGUGCCAGUGGUAAUAUCACCAGGCCCGCAGAUGAUGUCCCAUUCAUUGUAUCCUAGAUAUAGUGGGAAUGGGAGGUUACCAAAUGGACCUGGCCCACUUCCUGGUCCACCACCACCAAUGCCACCACAGCAAUUACAGCCGUCACAACAACAGCCGCCGCCACAACAACAAGUACAAGUACAACUACAACCAAUGCAAAUACGGCAACAGGGUUCUGCAUCGCCCCAACCAUCAACGUAUAAUCAGCAUCAAUAUCAAACAGUUGCUGAAACGCAACCUCCACCAACCCUACCUCCAAUAAAUCGUAACCCGACUGGAUGUUGCUCUGGUUGUAAUUCAUCUAAGAGAACGCCUACCCCCAUGGCCAUAGAUUUUACGGCAACAUACAAGAAGGAGACGAGUGCUCCUCCAUCAUCAAUGAAUCAAAACGACAGUGAAGGUGAUGCAGUUGCUUCUGCUACAGCUGCACCAGCAGUUGGGGCCACUACGGUUGAAUCUACGCCACCAUCUCUGGAUAGAGGAAGAAGAAGAAGUGGUCAAAAAAAGAGAGCAUUGACGAUUGGGGGUCUCUUGAAUGAGUAG
Lodderomyces margitis is the source of this 1668-nucleotide messenger RNA. RefSeq names its product Sfu1p (gene SFU1). Gene Ontology annotation, molecular function: DNA-binding transcription factor activity, RNA polymerase II-specific; zinc ion binding; RNA polymerase II cis-regulatory region sequence-specific DNA binding. The record is from RefSeq and is a predicted model, not a curated record. Lineage: Eukaryota; Fungi; Ascomycota; Pichiomycetes; Serinales; Debaryomycetaceae. The coding region runs from base 1 to 1668 and encodes 555 amino acids. Gene Ontology annotation, biological process: negative regulation of transcription by RNA polymerase II; positive regulation of transcription by RNA polymerase II. The transcript has a single exon.